CUGCUCCGCCUCUUACAACCCUUCUGAAAUUCUGACGUCAUCUCCGCCGGCUGGCGGGGUUGGUCGGAGAAUGUUGUUGUUUGAUGAGUAGCAUGGUGCUAUGAAGGUGGAACUGUUUCGGUUGUGGCUGGAAUAUAACAGACACGAGCAGUUUAAUACUUCCGUUAGUAGUCCCCAUUGGGGGUCAACUAUACCAAAAUAUGGAAGCGGUUAAGUUGGAGUUCCCUACUUUGCCCCCAUCUAAAGAAGACGCUGAGGACUGGUCAUACCCCAAGAGAAGAGAAAUGCAGGAGAUUUUACCUGGUCUGUUUUUGGGUCCUUAUUCUGCAGCCAUGAAAAGCAAGCUGCCGAUUCUUCAGAAACAUGGGAUAACCCACAUAGUGUGUGUAAGGCAAAAUAUUGAAGCUAAUUUUAUUAAACCAAACUUUCCCCACCAAUUUAGAUAUUUAGUGUUGGAUAUUGCAGAUAAUCCUGUUGAGAAUGUAAUACGUUUUUUCCCAAUGACUAAAGAAUUUAUUGAUGGAUGCUUACAAAAUGAAGGUAAUGCACAACAUUUUUAUUAUAGUCUGACAGUUAACAAACGGUGA
This is a messenger RNA of Protopterus annectens (West African lungfish), 587 nucleotides long. It is a transcript of the gene STYX, whose product is annotated as serine/threonine/tyrosine interacting protein. Gene Ontology annotation, molecular function: F-box domain binding; phosphatase activity. The record is from RefSeq and is a predicted model, not a curated record. Bases 201 to 587 code for a protein of 128 amino acids. Gene Ontology annotation, cellular component: cytoplasm; nucleoplasm. NCBI's taxonomy places the organism in Eukaryota, Metazoa, Chordata, Ceratodontiformes, Protopteridae. Gene Ontology annotation, biological process: negative regulation of SCF-dependent proteasomal ubiquitin-dependent catabolic process; protein dephosphorylation; negative regulation of protein binding. The transcript is spliced from 6 exons.